Bicyclus anynana (squinting bush brown) is the source of this 2369-nucleotide messenger RNA. RefSeq lists its product as uncharacterized. The transcript has 5 exons. The record is from RefSeq and is a predicted model, not a curated record. Bases 190 to 762 code for a protein of 190 amino acids. NCBI's taxonomy places the organism in Eukaryota, Metazoa, Arthropoda, Insecta, Lepidoptera, Nymphalidae.
UAAUCACUAGACCGCCUAACGCGCAGCACGUACCAAGCGACAAGUGGAUCCGUACAGUGUACACACCUUUAUAUCAUACUCGUUAAUAAAAAAACAAUAACUAAGUGAAUAUAAUACUGACUGUAUAUAGUUGUGAAAAAGAAAGUUUUCUUUUUUUUUUUGAAAAGUGAAAGAGUGAAGUGCCUGAAAAUGGAGAGAAUAUUAGUGCUCCUGGUUUUUGUGGUGUCAGUGACCGCUUACAGACUCACCCCCAGGUUCACGACCCAGGAAACGGAUGAAAUAAAGAAAGUAUCGCCUGCAGUGUCGUGUGGAGCUCAUGAGGACAAACGCAACGACAUCAUCAACAAGUCGAAAUGCGGCGAACCUAAAGAAGUCUUCGUUGAGCUUAAGCCUCAAAGCUCUUAUAUGCAAGUGGUGCCGAGCGCGGUGUGGGUCAAGCGUUGCGUCGGCCUGUGCGACCACGGGCCCGGCGGCAGUCGCUGCAUCGGCAUCAACAAGACUGUCGAGCAUAUACCGGUCCGAAUAUCAAACCUUAAAACGCUGAAGGAAAGCUGCGCCAUUCACGCAGUGGAGGUGCACCUCAGCUGUGGCUGCGGCUGCGACGUGCCCACCAGGGAUUGCCCCUCCCCGAGGGUGUUUAGUCCUCGUAAGUGCAACUGUCAAUGUCCCAACAUGAAGGAAAGGCGGAAUUGUCUUAAACAGCGGAAACCGGCGAUGAGAUGGAAUCCAAGUAAAUGCAUUUGCGAGAAGAGAAGAAGGUGAACACAGUUCUGCUGAAUCCUGAGAAGAAUCUGAUGCAACUGUCUCUUUUAAACUACAAGUUUCGGUAAAGCCAACUUCAAGAUAUUUUGAAUAUCGUGUGCAAGAUCAUCGUAGAAGUGAAGAGAGAAGUAAAGAUAUAAUAGUGAAACUUCUGAUAGAGUUUAGGAGUCAAAUUGACAGUUUCAAGUUCAUAGAUCAGUUCAUGGAUAACUUAUUUAUGAAUUAUAAACUUUUACGUAUUGAAGACAUUUGGUUUUACCAAAGUGAGAGAAAAAAGUUGUGAACUAGAUAUGUAAGCCGUAGACCGUCUCAAUUUACGUUAAUAUAAGAUGAACGAUUCCGGAUGUUGGAUUUAAAAUGUCGAUCAAUUUGUUGUGAAAGCUAGAAUAUAAUUUUGAUAGUAAAAUAAUCAAUAUGCGACCUUAUAAGGUCGGUGAUUGCAUUGGGUGAAAAAGUUUCCAUCUUUCAGAUCACCAAAAAGUUUUAAAUUGUUUUGCCUUUGGUUAGUUGAUUAAUUGAUUUAAUAUUAAAUUCAUUUAACGUAGAUUGAUGUUCCAACAUGUUCGCAUAGAUUGAUCCAUGGAUGCCCAUUAUUGUAGGUACUACAUUGACUGAUACAUGUGUCUUAUAGUUAUAAUAUAAUUGUAUUAGGAAAACUAAGCAGUAUUACUAUUAGGCGUAAUUUAUUUAUUUGUUUAAUGUAUUUUAUGUAAAAAUGGGACCAAACGGUGUUGUGAAUUGACUGGCCUUUAUGUUCCAGAAAGAUUUUUACGUCCUAUUAAUUAAUUUAUUGUACUUAAUUUAUUUCAUCCUAUCUCUAACUUUAGUUGUUCUAGAUUAGGGUCAAUGACCUCAGUUUUUAAUAUUGUUUAGCGUAGGGCAUUUUUAUAAAUGCAAUUCCUAAAUUGUGAUAAUAUAAGGUCGUUUAAUUUCCCAUAAAUUUAAGAAUAACUAUUUAAAGGAAUGACCCAAGUAUGUCUGAUCUUUCCUAUCUUAUGACUCAGUCACAAAUUUUUGCCGAUAUCGCUAAAGAUAGAAAAAUGCGUUUAAACCGUCUAUAAAAGCUUGUAUUUAAGCGAAUACUUUUGCUUUUUAUGUUAAAGUUAUAUUUUAUUCAAGUGAGGAUAUUGCUGGAUAUCAUUUUGUAAAAUAAGGAUAAGUAUUAAAGAAAAAACAUACAAACAUACUAUGGCAUGUACUUAAUGUUUACUUCUACCUUGGUAUUAUUAUUAGCUUCUAGUCAAGCGAUUAUUUUGAUGUAUUUAAUGAUUUAUGAUUUAUUAUUUUGAUGUACUUAAUAAUUGUAAAUAUUUGACUCGAUUUUUUAAACUAGCUCUCUCUUUUUACUAGACGAGUGUGAAUUGUAUAUUUUUGAAAAAUGUAAAUAAUUUUGUCUAUAAAUUAAAUAUAAAUUAGGUAACUUUGUAAGGACUAGUCUAGCUAGUGCCAAAGGCAUUGAAUCUCAAGUGUAAAAAUAGUUAAGUCAUUAAUUUAUUUAUUAGACACAAUUAUUUCAAUUAUUUUAACAGCUUAAGAAGCUUUAAGUGAUCGAAUCACGACUAGUUUUAAUUUUAAACUAAGUACUAGUAAAAUAAACGUUUUUACUU